GCUUCCACUUCACACACUGUUAAAAUUUCCAAAAGGCAACAAUGUCUUUCCUUCAUUACCUACCUCUCUCAACUCCACAUCUUAUUUCCCAAUGCCCCAAAACCCAAUCCUACAAAACCUGAAAACCCUAACAAAAUCCCUUCUGUUUUUCAAAAAUGCUGCACCACCACCCUGUUUUGUUUUCCUCUCAAUGUGCUUCCCCCUUUGGGUUUUGGGUUUAGCCCUUUCUUCUUUUUAAACACACCCAAAGUCCCAAAAUUCCCUUUUUUUUCUUUCUUUUUUUUCAUUUUUGGGUGCCUUGCCAGCAUUACUUGAACAGGGUUUGGAUAAGCUAUUUACUUGAAGGAUCUUAGGUUUUUUUCCUUGGGAAUUUGAUUGUGGUUAAAGGGUGUAUCGGUGUCGGCGAAAAUGGCGUCUGAUCUGAACAAAACACUGUCAAAAACAUACAUUGGUCUACAGUUAUGGGUACUUAUUGUAAUUUGUUUAGGGAUAGUGUUUUUAGUUAUUCUUGGUAUAUCUCUGUGGCUUAGCUUUCGAAAGAAAACCGGGAGGCAUAAGGACAUACUUCCAUCAAGACAAGCACCUUAUGUUUCGGAGGAAAUUAAAGAAAUAGGAGUCGAUGAAGUUUCGGCGAACAAUGGCAGUCCGAAUACUCUUAACUAUAAAUUCAGUGAUAGAGAUUCAGACAAGGUUUCAUAUCAUGUUGGUAACGGAGAUGACAGUGGCCUGUCUGGUUCUUUUAAUCAUUUAGGGAAAGAUGUUAAGGGAUCUCAACCAGCUGAAGAGAAAGGUGUCGGAGUGGUUUCCGUGUUCAGGCCUUCUUCGCAUCCGUUAACCGCUCCUUCACCUUUGUCUGGUCUACCCGAAUUUUCGCACUUAGGAUGGGGUCAUUGGUUCACUCUUAGAGACCUACAGCUCGCAACCAACCGGUUUUCUAAGGAUAAUAUUAUCGGUGAUGGUGGAUACGGAGUUGUUUAUAGAGGCAAUCUGGUUAACGGGACACCCGUAGCCGUCAAAAAGCUCCUUAACAAUCCGGGGCAAGCUGACAAAGAUUUUCGAGUCGAAGUUGAAGCUAUCGGUCACAUGCGACAUAAAAACUUAGUUCGACUUCUCGGGUAUUGCAUUGAGGGAACUCAUAGGAUGUUGGUUUACGAAUAUGUCAAUAACGGCAAUUUAGAGCAAUGGCUUCGUGGAGUUAUGUCUCACAAGGGAUAUCUUACUUGGGAGGCUCGUAUAAAGAUUCUUCUUGGUACUGCCAAGGCGUUGGCUUAUUUGCAUGAAGCUAUUGAACCGAAAGUCGUGCAUAGAGACAUAAAAUCGAGUAAUAUAUUGAUUGAUGACAACUAUGAUUCUAAGAUAUCCGAUUUUGGUCUGGCCAAAUUGUUAGGUGACGGGAAAAGUUAUAUCGCAACAAGAGUUAUGGGUACCUUCGGUUAUGUUGCUCCGGAAUAUGCCAACUCGGGCCUCCUGAAUGAGAAGAGUGAUGUUUAUAGCUAUGGUGUAGUGCUCUUAGAAGCAAUUACUGGAAGAUACCCUGUAGAUUACGGUCGCCCUCAGCCCGAGGUAAAUAUGGUCGAGUGGUUAAAGAUGAUGGUUCAACUCCGCCGAUCGGAGGAAGUAGUUGACCCUAACAUAGAGGCUAGACCAUCAACUAGCGCUCUUAAACGAGCUCUUUUGACCGCUUUGAGAUGUGUCGAUCCUGAUGCAGAUAAAAGACCGAAGAUGAGUCAAGUCGUUCGCAUGCUUGAAUCAGAGGAGUAUCCUAUACCUCGAGAGGAUAGAAGACGCAGAAGGAAUCAGACAGUGAACUCAGAAGCUGAAACAGGACCGAGAAACUCUGAUUCUGAUAGGAGUGAUGAUACGGAUUCAAGGUCAGACAGCCGAAUCUACCACUGCCCCUCCUAGACAUUUAGGAUAAAUGGUUUCAAAAGCCACCAAUGCUUUACUUAGGUCAAAAAUUGUGAUGCUUCAGAAUGGUGUAUACGAGAUGGCAAAUGUCGUGCAGCCGAUACAGGCAAACGAUUAAAUUUAUUUAUUUUUAUAUGGGAUCUUUGAAUUACAUAUCUAGUUGUAAAUUCUAGAGAAGAUUAGUUUGUUUUUGGUUCCAGAUAUGGCGUUCUCGGUCAUCGUUGUGCAUUGUUUGCCUUGCCACAAGAUUUUUCUGUACAGGUCUAUUAUAUGGGAUUCUAUAUAAAUUUUUUUACCUCCA
Gossypium raimondii (Peruvian cotton) is the source of this 2209-nucleotide messenger RNA. Its product is annotated as probable receptor-like protein kinase At5g18500. Gene Ontology annotation, molecular function: protein kinase activity; ATP binding. Lineage: Eukaryota; Viridiplantae; Streptophyta; Magnoliopsida; Malvales; Malvaceae. Gene Ontology annotation, biological process: protein phosphorylation. Bases 409 to 1905 code for a protein of 498 amino acids. The record is from RefSeq and is a predicted model, not a curated record. The transcript is spliced from 9 exons.